GCCCCCCCGCCCGCGACCCACCCCGGGGUCCCUCCAGGCCCCCCCGCCCGCGACCCACCGGUACCGGCACCCUCUCCUGUCCCCCACCGGGACCCCGCUCCUGUGCCUCAACCGGUACCGGGACCCCUCUCUUGCCCCCGAGCCGGUACCGGGACCGCCCUUCCCCUCCCGCACCGUGCUGGGUCUGCCUCCCGCGCCAGUACCGGGUUCCCUUCCCAUCGUCUUCUUCCAGCCGCUACCGGGACCCCCUUCCCACCCCCCAUUCCUCCGUUGGCACCGGUGGGCUGGAGACCUUUCCCCAGCUGGCCUUCCCCCCCCGCUUUCUGCCCCCCCUCCCCGGGGAGUGGGGACCUACUGGCUCUAGGGUCCCUGUCCCCUGCCUGGGGGGGGACAUCUGCCUCCCCAGGAGCUGCCCGGGCCCCGGGCUGUUGCCCUGUUCCUGCCCUGGAGCCCAUGGGGAAGCAGGGGGGUGCCCCCCGGAGCCCAUGGCAGGCGGAUCUCCCCCAAACUCUGCCCGUUUCUGGCAUGCUUUCCCUGGUGGAGCCACAGGGAUCUCGCCUGGAUGGAAACCCUGCCCCAAGCCCUCUGCACGGGUGUCUGGGUCGCCCAAGGGAUCACGUGUUGGCCACACUGGGCUGGAGCUGUGCCCUGCUCCUCUGGUGCCUGGUGCGCCGGGAGGAGGUGGCCAAGGCUGGAAAAGGGUCAGGAGAGCUUGUGAUCCUGUCGGGGGGGAGCUGGGGUCUGCUGCCUGUGUGACCCUGGACAUGGGACCCUGGUGCCGACUGGUAGCUUGGCUGGCGGUAGUUGGCUGGGGACAAGGAGGUGACAGCGUGGGUAGAUGCUGAUGGCGGCGCUGCAGCCCUGCUCCAGCUGCUUGUUCUAGAGGCCUCGAGGAAAACUCUUGGCGACAUCUCCUCAGUUCCCACUCACGGCCGAUUUCUGGGGCAGCUUGGUCUCACGUUGAGACCCCGGCCUCUCUCGCUGCCGUGGCACAGUCUGACUCCAGCUCAUUCACGCCCGAGGGCAGCCCUUGGCCCGCCAGGGUGGUGGAGUGACAUCGGGGAGCUGGGGCAGGAGGACACCUCUGCAGUGACUUUCCCCUUGCAAGCCGUAGCCUUGCACGACUCCUCUGCCGCUGCGUGACGGUGCAGCUCUAAGUGUGUUAGAGGCCACCUGGGAACCCCCCGAAGGAGAGAGCUGCACUGGGAAGGGCUUAGUCAUUGCUCCUGUGAAGAGGCAGCACGUGUCAGGCAGGGACAAGCCGGUGGCUGUGUUCCCGUGCCUGGCCUGGCGCAGCCGUGGAGAUUUAGCAGCGUUUCGUAGCCUGGUCUGGGUGACGUGGGUUUGCAAGGGCGAUUGGUAGGUGGACGGGACGAGGAUGGUGCAGUUGCCCUUCCUGCAGGCUGAGGAGCAGCACGAAGAGUUUUAGAUCUCCGCUGACUGAAGGUAUCGGUCUGUGUGACACUGCUGGCAGUUCUCCCAGGCUUCAGAAGAGAGGUCUCAUCUGUGGGUGGAUGUCUGCCCCCAUGCUAAUGGUGGGCCCCGGAUCUGCCUAUGGAUGCGGCUCUGUGUGGGUGAUGAGGGUAGGAACAGUAUUUCCCACAGGUUCCCAAUCCCUGCAAACGGUGCCCUGACAGCUCCUGCAUGGCCAGGGCUGCUGCAGGUGACAAGGGCAUCUUGGCUUGCUGUGACCUAAGCGGUGGCCCAUUGCAGCCGUGGCCCCUCUGGGCAGAGCGCUGGAGAAGUUGUUUGCUUUGUGGGGGCCGAGUCCAUUUGCCUCACUGUGGGCCUGCAGAGGUGUCCGGAGACCACAGGUGACAGGGAGCUCCCAGGCCCCGUCCCGCAGGUGACAGGGAGCUCCCAGGUCCCCUCCUGUCCUAGUUGGGAGGGGGCUCGGUCCCCUGGUGUGGUGUGUGCAUGGAGGAAGGAGGCGGAGGAGGUUCCUGUGGGGUUGUGCUGCCCGGUCCGAGCCACGUGCCCGCAGUUCGGACUUGCUGCUGCUUGUUCCACGGGGCAGAUUCAGAGCAGCUUCAGCGCUGAUGCAGGUAUCCGAGCUCCUUCCCCUGUCAGGGGGUGCUGGGUGGGGUUUUGGUGGUUUCAACUCAGGCUGCCGCUUUGCUCAGUCUCAGCGACGCUCCCCUUUAUCGCUGAGCAAAGGGGAGACAGGAACCAUCUGGCUGGAGCCGCUGGGCUCUGGGCACGUCGCUCUGUGCCGGAGCAGCAGCCUGCUCUCCCGCGCUGCAUGCCACCAGCCCCGAGGCUGGCUUCCCUGCAUUUCCUCUCUGCCACUUUGAUUUCUCAUCUCUGCUCCUGCAGGCGUAAGGACCUCGAGAGGAGGUGAGCUGGGCUCUAAUUCUGUAGCUCACCCACUCGCUUUACUCCCACGCAGCCUGGAUGUUCAGUGCUGGUGAUUGUUUGGCUCCAUUUAUCUGUCCCUCCGCUGCAGCCCAGGCAUGCGAGCCACUCUUGGCCCCUGGCCGCAGGUCUCCAGGCAGCGGCUUUGUCCGUGCAUCACGGCUCAGUUGCAGACACGUGCGCAGGUCGCUGUUUGGCGUGUGUGGAGGAGCGCUUGAAGGGCGCGCGGCAGAGCUCUGCUCCCGCAGAGCGGCUCCUUCCCCGCACAGGCGAGCAGAAGGACAUGGGUUUGGUGUGAGCAUCCUCGAACCGCGCGCCAAGCCGCCUGCUCUGUCCGGUUGCUCCCAGUGCUUGUCUUGGAGGUAUUUAGUCCUCGGUGUUGGGGCUGUCCUAUAGGUUUGACAGCGCUGUGGGUCAGCGGGGAUGGCUGUAAGCAGCAGCCCAGUACCAGGGAGCAGGGCUUGGCCCAGGGCACCCGGGAGCUGCCGGGAUGCCGAGGGCAGGGCGAGCGUGGCCAGAGGCAGGUCGGCAUAGUGGACGUUGAGCCUGUUAGACCUGUGGGAAGGAUCCAGGUCGGACAGCCAGUUCCACACCCUCUGGUGCAGGCUCUGCUGUUUCUUCCAUGGUUAAGGCUCCUCUGAGCAUCUUCAAAUCUGUCCUGGAUCCCUCUAGGGAGGGCAGCCUGAGGCGAGCAAGGUUCUCUGGGAGCGGGUGUGCAGCAGAGCCUGUGUCCUGCCCCAGGGCCACGGUCCUGCUCCCCCCUCUCCGGGCUGGGAGGCCGCUGGUUCCUGCCGAGGCACUCGACGCUGCUCCCUGUGCCCCCAGGUUUUGCGGAGAGUGCCUGCAGCCCUGCCUCCAAGUGCCCUCCCCGCUGUGCCCGCUCUGCCGCAUGCCCUUCGACCCCAAGAAGGUGGAGAAGGCCUCCAACGUGGAGAAACAGCUAUCGUCCUACAAGGCUCCCUGCAGAGGCUGCAGCAAGAAGGUAACCCUAGCAAAAAUGCGGUCUCAUGUCUCAUCCUGUGCGAAGGUGCAAGAGCAGAUGGCCAACUGCCCGAAGUUCGUCCCUGUUGUCCCCACGUCCCAGCCCAUCCCCAGCAAUAUUCCCAAUCGCUCGACGUUCGUAUGUCCGUACUGUGGGGCCCGGAACUUGGACCAGCAAGAGCUAGUCAAGCACUGCAUGGAGAACCACCGCAACGACCCCAACAAAGUGGUGUGCCCCGUCUGCUCAGCCAUGCCCUGGGGGGACCCAAGCUACAAGAGCGCCAACUUCCUGCAGCACCUCCUCCACAGGCACAAGUUCUCCUACGACACCUUUGUGGACUAUAAUAUCGACGAGGAGGCGGCGUUGCAGGCUGCCCUGGCGCUGUCGCUCUCUGAGAACUGAAGGUGACUGUGGAGUAUCGGUUCGAACCCCCCUCACACCCCUUCUCCUCUUGCACACUCGGCCUUCCUGCCGAGGAGGUACGGAGCUCGUUGGCCCUUUGGCACCCCCAGAGACCCGCUGCCUCUCUUCCGACUUCUCUCUGGGCUGAUCCCACCUUGUUUAAGAAGGUGGAGUCUCUUUAGCAUCACACUGGAUCGGUGAGUGAGCAGAGACGUCCGCUGUUGGGAGGAGAGAGGUGUCCAUGCCGAAGGACUGGGAUUGUUCCUCGUUUGGGCGUUUCAUAUCCAUAUACGGAGUAUAUACCUGUAUCCAGAUCUAUUUAUUAUUAGAUGCUUUUUGGCACCAUUUGUCUUCAUGCUCUUUGUUGCAAUUUAAUAGGUAUGUAAAACUAUGCUGCAUUUUAUGCAAAAAUGCCCUAGUUUUAAACUGGAAUCAUCCAUGUUCUUUUAAAAAAGGAAGAAAACAGCAUGGAGAAUUUUUUUAAACCCCAUAAGGCUAUUUCUGGAGAUGUUGGUCUGUCCUGUCCCCCACACUGUGGGCAAGAGCUGCCUUGUUUUCCUGCUACUGCACAGGCAAGGCCAAAAGCAGACUGGGCUAAAUCCCGAAGCGAGACUGUUGUCCUCAUGCGCACUGUGACCCCAGAGGGUUUGGAGGAGUCUGCAGGGAGCCAUGGACUGUCCUGGCAUCCGGCGUUCAGUGAAACUCUCGCCUUUCUCAUUUUGUACUAGCUCUUGUGAUACUAGGAGUUCUUGCAUUUUUUCUACAUUAAUCAGUGUGAUACCUUUUCCACGUUUUAUAGAGCAGGAACAGAAGCUGUUACUCUUCACACUGCAAUAUCUGUGACUGGGGACAAGAGUAUUUUUAUGGAACAUUAUUAAGAAAGUAUAUUUUUUAAAAAAAAACAAACGAACACGCUGUGGAUUUGCAGUCGGGCGGGAGGGAGAUGCUGGACCCUGGGCCUGUGGGUGGGACUCUGCCUGGGCCAUGGGAAGUGCAUGGGUUUCCUGUUUCGUCGUUUCUGGGCCGUUCUAUUCCUUCAUCAGUUUGUUUCUCUGUAAGCGGGUGAUGUUGCAGGAGAGGCCAGGUCCGAUGGGCAGAGCUUGUUGGCUGCAGGAGCAGAUCGGAAGCAUAGCUAGGCCAUAGGGUCCCUUUGGGAAGGGAACUGAAUGGUAAGGUACGAGCAGUGUGCUGAGUGGCUCACGGGGCUGCCUUGUUUGGGGGAAAAGCAGCCCCGUUUGUGUUCUCCAAGAGCUGGUCUGCUGGCUGCGAUCUUUGGGCUGUUGACCCUCUCCAGUGUGCAUGGCCGGGCUCCGCGUGUUCGUGCCAGGUGGGAUGGCUAGAGCAGCUCUCGCUCAGUGCUCAGCUGGCUUUUUGCAGUGCUCUGUGCUGUAAAUGCAGGCCUAAUGUUGAUGGAUGGGUUUCCCUCCUCUGCCUGGAGUUUGAUCUCUCAAAUGCUUGUAAUUAAAUGAUGCGCUGUGAUGUUUGAGCAUGGAGCCAAGAGCAGGGGGUCCAGUCCUCAGUGCUGGGCUUGUGAAAACUCUGCCAGGAGUUGCCUAGGUUUGAUUUUCCUCCAUCUGGGACUGUUGGGAACCCACAGAAACCUGCAGCGCUCCUGUAACUGUAACUUCUUGGCAAAAGAGAUCUAGCAUGGCACCAGAAGAAGGAUUUCACUGUGAGACUUCAUACGCCAGACUCCCAACACAACAAGCAGCGUUAACGUCUCUGUAGGCAGAGCUGCUCCGUGGUGGGAGCAGGUGCCUGGUGCUGGAUGUGGCCGUGGGCAGGACCUGCGAUAGGUGGUGGGUGUAAUCCAGAGUGGCAGUUUCCGUUUGCGAAUGUGCAACCAACCAAGCAGGCGGGUUAGUUGCAGCCAGCUGACAGGCAGUGCGGAGCGGCUGGGUGGUGUCCAGGUGAUGGGUGUGUGGGAGGGACAUCUGCUUGCGGUCUCUGUGCUAGAAUCCCUAAUGCCAAGCAUUUUGUCCCCCAGCAACACAGGAUUGCAGCUCCCUCCCCCAGGAUUCUCUGGAAAUAAGGCGGAUCUGGGCAGAUGCUGAUCCGAGAGAUGCUCCUUAGCCUCCCUGUGACCAAACGUGCGGUAGAAAGCACCUGCGAAGCAAGCGCUGUGUCUCCAUGGUGCCCUCGCGUGAUGUGGUGCCCCGGCCCUAGGCAGAAGGGACAGCUCUCUUCCGCUCGCUCUCAAGCUCCUGCCCUUGUGAUGCAGUGGGAUGGCCAUGGCGUUUUGUCCCUGCACUGGUGCAGGUUACGUUGCAGGACUUAUGGAAGAGGCCGUGCCCUUCCCCACGCCUGGCCCCUUCUGCCGUUUGCACCCUGGCUGUGCUGCAGCCUGCCCAGGCCAGCUGACCCUGUCACACGUGGUCCCCUUGCUCUCGGUACGUGCUGCUGGUUGUGUCUGCUCCGCUCGGCUGGGAGCGGGCGGCAGGGAGAUCCCCUCUGCCAGGCGUUGGGCCAGCCGCUGCUGUCCUCAGCGUGAUGGAGCAGUCCCUGUGUGCAGCAAAAAUCACUUCCCGUCUAAAGAGACGUCCCUGGAGCCGUGUGCUGGGCCCUGCCAUCCUUUAGGGUCACGCUGACAACGGGAUCAGCACAACCCUCAGUGAAUUAACCGCAGCGAGGCAAUGAAGUGCGCAGACCUGCUAAUUCAGCACUGACCUUACAGCCGAGUCAAAGUCUCAUUCCCCCAGGGGUUUGCAGAGGGGGUGGGAGAGCGGGCAGGCGGGCAGCAGCCCCUCGCCGCGCGCUGCCGGGGUGCCGUGGGACGCCGCAGGAGGCACGGAUCCACUCGAGAGCGGACCUGGUAGAGGUUGCGCUGGUUUGUGUAGAGGUCAGGACUGACUUCUUCCCACCAGCUCUGCUUCUGCUCUGGGAUUAACCAAGGUAUCGCUAAAGGUCAGGGUGUCUGGGGGUCGCUCGCCGGGGGUCGAGGCUGGGAAUCCCUCUGCGAAAGGUGCUGCGGGCAGGCUGGAGGCGAACAGCUCCUCUAGUCCUCCGGCAGUUGCUUGCUUGCGUGAGCUGCCCUGGUGGACAAGGCUCUGCCUGGCCAGAGCUGUCGGGGUGGAAGGGCCCUUGGUUUAACGUCUUGGCCUUUGGGGUUUGGUUUUGUCGGGCCAAAUCCAUAGCCCUGCAGCACAGGGGGUCUAGGGGUUUGGGUUGCCCCCAGAGGAUGCUGGGUUCGGUGUCGGGUGGUCCUUGCAGGGCUUGUGCGUGGGUUUGGCUGUUCCCCUGCUGAGCCUGUCUUAACCGGGAUGGGGGGCAUGUCGGUGUCCUCGGUGGUCUGUUUGUCCUGGGUAUCUCCUGUGCCUGCUGAAUCUCUGCCGCUAGCACGCGAUUCAAGCAGGAGAGGGGGAUGCAUGGGCUGUUCUCCAUGCCCUGGGAAGCAGAUGGAGGGGCUGCCUCCCAGCACAGAAAGCAAUCCUCUCUCGGGCCUGUCAGUAUGAGAAUGGCCUCCCAAAGAAUCGUGUCCCAGCUCGGAAAAUGCUGGAGCUCUUUGGGGCUGUGGGCUGUCUAAGCGCCUUUGCUGUGGGGUCAGGCUCUGUGCAGCAGCUAUGUGGAGGUGUUUGACCCCCUGUGUGUGCUGACCUGUAGUGAUACGACUUAAAAACGGUACUGAAACCCCUUGUUGUGUCUGCCCUGGGAGGAGACGUGCUCGUGGUGGGUUACUGCCGUGCAGCUGAUGCCUCGUGCCUCGAGUGUGCCGGAGGCUCGGCUGCUGAGCUGUCCCCGCAGCCCUGCGUGUCGCUGCUUGGAGAAGCCCCCUUUCUUGGUUUAUCCAGGAGACCUGGUUCCUUCCAGCUCUGCUUUAGCAAUACUGUCUUUUUUUUUUUUAACCUUGAUCUAAAUAGUACUGAGUGUUUUGCAGGGCUCUGAGCUUCCCGGUGCCACUGGCAGCCCUGCAAGGAGCCUGCAGAGCCAGACGGGCCCCCUCGCCCCGUCCGGUCCCCUUGCUGAGGGCUCAACGGACGCAGGCCACGUGGAAAGGGCUGGAGCUGCUCUGCUCCCAUUCCUCGAGUGGGGUCUAGCGUGAAGGGACGGUGUCUUCCCUUACCAGCACGGCAUCCUCAGCAAACUGAGCGUCCCCUUGCCCUGCCCGGGGCUUCCCUGCAUUCCCUUGGGGACGGUGAGCAGCGGGAUCUCUUCCACCGCGGUCUCCCGGGGGGCACCCCAGCUGCACGCGUGGGAGCUGAGCCCGUCUACCCGCCUCAGGCUGUCCGAGGCGGCGCUGCUAACGUCUAUGUUUCCUUCCUUCCUGCCCUGGCGAUACGAGAGCAGGGGCAACAACGGCUGCUUUUGUAAAGCACUUUAAGGCCCAGGCUGCUGCGCUCUGCAGGUAGCUGCCUCGCGUCUCUCGCCUCCUCUCUGCAAGGGGUUUGGGUACGGCCGUGCCGGCAGGCCGUGGUGCCGGCCGGGCUGUGCCCGCGGCACCGGGCGCAGGGAGGCUCCCGCCGUGCCGGUGGCCAUGCUGUUCAGUGUGUUACUUGUGACUUUUUUCAUAACAACUAGAACUUUUAACGAGACGUACUGUUUUUUGAAGAAGAAAAAGAAAACAAAAAUCAAUGAUGUAUUUGUAGCAAACCAUUUUUCUCAAUAAAGGCAGUUUCAUCCA
Dromaius novaehollandiae (emu) is the source of this 8357-nucleotide messenger RNA. It is a transcript of the gene RNF166, whose product is annotated as ring finger protein 166. Gene Ontology annotation, molecular function: ubiquitin protein ligase activity. Lineage: Eukaryota; Metazoa; Chordata; Aves; Casuariiformes; Dromaiidae. Gene Ontology annotation, biological process: ubiquitin-dependent protein catabolic process; protein polyubiquitination. The transcript is spliced from 5 exons. The record is from RefSeq and is a predicted model, not a curated record. The coding region runs from base 2978 to 3739 and encodes 253 amino acids.